GGGAAACCCCACCUUUGUCCGGCGCCGCCACCCACCUCUUCUCCCAAACGCUCAACCCUACUUCUCCGACCAUGGCCAAGAAGCGCGGCGAGAAGAGGCCACCGCCGCCGCCGCCGCCGGUGGCUGCCUCCUCUGACGAGACGCACUCGGGCGCAGACGAGUCCGAGGACGAAGAGACCAUCGCCUUGUCUCGUGCCCCUGCCCGCAAGAACCCGCCUCCGCCGCCGCAGAAGAGCGAGGAGUCCGAGACCUCUGAAGAGGAGGAGGAGGAGCCAUCCCACGCGGCCCCGAACACUGCCCCCAAGAAGCAGCCUCCGCCGGCGCGACAGAGUGAGGACUCCGACAGUUCCGACGAGGAGGAGGAUGGGGGUUCCGAAUCUGACAAAGAUGAGCCGCCGCCGAAGCCAUCUCCGAAGCAGGAGGCGAAGGCCCCGGAGGCCAAGAAGCCGCGCCUUGCUUUCCACCGCGUCUGGUCCACCAACGACGAGGUCCGUAUCCUCGAGGCCCUCGCCGCUCACCAAAAAGAGCACGGCGUGCUGCCGCAGCCCGACGCACUGGUCGAAGCCCUCGCCGGAAAGCUCGACAACCGUGCCUACAGCAGCAAGGAGCUCCAGGGGAAGGUCAAAAGCCUCAAGCAUCGGUAUGUGUCAGCCGCCAAGAAGUACGAGCUCCCGACCAAAGAACACGACCGCCGGCUCUUCGACCUGUCCAAGAUCCUCUGGAGCGGCCACAAGUACAGGUCCCGCGCUGCCACCGCUUCUACUGCUGCUCCCACCGCCAAGGCGAACGACCACGAGCCCAAGGGAUUUGAGGAGAUGUGUGAGUUGUACCCAUACCUCGCGGAGGAGGUGAAGAAGAUGGAGGCCUCGGGCAUGUUCAAGCGGGAGUUCGGAAAGAUGGACGACGACAAGGCACGCUUGCUGGACGAGAAGAUCAAGAAGCAGAGGGUACAACAGAUGAAGGUGGAGCUGCGCCGCAGCGACCUUGCCAGGGAGGUGACCAAGGCGAUAAUGGACCUGAUCGACUGAUGGGAGUGAGAUGAGCUUACCUGAAACUGUAUCGAUGACCUGCAAUCGAUUACAAUGCGAGCAUCCUAGAAUCGUCAAAUUGUGGCCUGUUUUGAUGGUAAGAAUGUUUUCGCGGCAAGGGAGCAUGAUCACUGAUUCCAUUGAAUAGUGUGCGGUUAAGAGAUGCUAGCUUAAUGCGUUAGUUCAGUAAAGAUGUUCUGCUCUUAUUAGUUUUCAAAGCUCGUUUGUACAUGAUGUUCUUGGUCUUUUGAGUGCUUCAGAUUUCGGGAGUGGAUUUGAUGCGCUUUUGAGCAUUUCAGAGAUGCAGACUGGAAUCGUGAGUCAGGAAUCGAAUGACUGUUAUGAAUCACUGGGUUUUGUUUUGCA
Triticum dicoccoides is the source of this 1394-nucleotide messenger RNA. RefSeq names its product nucleolar protein dao-5-like. The record is from RefSeq and is a predicted model, not a curated record. NCBI's taxonomy places the organism in Eukaryota, Viridiplantae, Streptophyta, Magnoliopsida, Poales, Poaceae. The transcript has a single exon. Gene Ontology annotation, biological process: regulation of DNA-templated transcription. Gene Ontology annotation, cellular component: nucleus. The coding region runs from base 72 to 1028 and encodes 318 amino acids.